Asparagus officinalis (garden asparagus) is the source of this 1683-nucleotide messenger RNA. RefSeq lists its product as uncharacterized. Lineage: Eukaryota; Viridiplantae; Streptophyta; Magnoliopsida; Asparagales; Asparagaceae. The coding region runs from base 1 to 1683 and encodes 560 amino acids. The transcript is spliced from 2 exons. The record is from RefSeq and is a predicted model, not a curated record.
AUGGGAUUUUUGAUUAAUGAGGCUCAAAGUGCCUUUGUUAAAGGAAGGCAAAUAUCAAGUAAUAUCUUGAUGGCUCAUGAGAUUGUGAGGAGCUAUGGCAGGAAGCACAAUUCACCCAGGAUCAUGAUGAGUAUAGAUAUCAAGAAGGCUUUCGAUACUAUAAGUUGGAAUUUUCUUAGAGAUAUGCUUACUGGUCUGGGGUUCCCUGAUAUCUUUACAAACUGGAUCAUGGUGUGUAUUACAUCCCCAAAAUACUCUAUUUCUUUAAAUGGCACACUACAUGGUUAUUUCAAAGGAGAAAGGGGUUUGAGACAAGGUGAUCCUAUCUCUCCCUAUUUGUUUACACUGGGUAUGGAGUUCCUGUCAAGAAAAUUAGACAUGCUUAAAGAGGACAGAUCUUUUAAAUUUCAUCCUAGGUGUGGUGAGUUAAAAAUCACUCAUCUAAUAUUUGCAGAUGAUCUCCUCCUCUUUUCUAAGGGUGACAUUCAUUCUGUUAAUCUUUUUUUCAACUGCUUCAAGGAGUUUAGUGAGGUUUCAGGUCUGGUUGCAAAUCCAGAAAAAUGUAAAAUAUUUUACAGUGGUGUUGAUGAACAUACCAAAAGCUUGAUUAGUAAUCUCCUGAACUUCACAGAGGGUGCACUGCCCAUCAAAUACUUGGGGGUUCCUUUGAUAUCCAAACGAUUAUCAUAUACUGAUUGUUCUCCUCUUUUAAACAAAAUCUCAGAUCAAUUACAAGCUUGUCUGAAAAAUAGAGCUCUGUCUUUUGCUGGCAGAUUACAAAUUAUUAAGAGUGCUAUACUUGGCAUCCAGAUAUAUUGGACUUCAAAUUAUAUUCUUCCUGUUAGAGAUAAAGCCUGUUUGAGUAAAAGGCAUGGGGGUCUUGGCAUCUACUCAGCAACAAUUUGGAAUAUGGCAACUAUGCUGAGGUUAAUGUGGCAUAUCCAUGUUAAUAAAGAGAGUCUAUGGAUCAAAUGGAUACACAGUGCAUACUUAAGAAAUGAUGAUAUAUGGCAUGUUCAGGCUAAAAACUGGGACUCAUGGAUGUGGAAGAAAAUUUUGAAAAUCAGAGACAAAGCUGUUAGCUUUUGUGGAGGUCUAAAUAACUUGUUGCUGCUCAUUCAAUCUUGCUCUGAAAAUUCUAGAAUCCAGAUUUCAGCAUUGUACAAUGCUCUCUCCCCUAAUUCUUUAGUUGUGCCAUGGCAUAGAACAGUUUGGGAGACUACAAACUUCCCCAGUCACUCUUUUAUCUGUUGGUUAGCAAUCCAAGAUAGAUUGCUUACUAUCGACAGACUGAUUAAGAGGGGAUUAAUGAACUCUAACAAUUGUUGUCUGUGUACUGGUUCUGAAAACAGAAACCAUCUUUUCUUUGAGUGCUGCUAUUCAAGAGAAGUGUGGCUAAAAAUUAUGGAUUGGCUCAGUUUCAAAUGGCAGUCCGGUGAUUGGAAUCAGAUUGUGAUUUGGUACUGUGAUAGACUGAAGGGGAAUGGUUUCAAGCAAAGGAUUAAAAGGAUGGCUCUAACUACAGCAGUUUAUAGUAUAUGGAGAGAAAGGAAUUUCAGGAUUUUCAGGCAGAAAGCAAGGCCAGCUGAUCAGCUUUUUAAAGAUAUCAAAUUCAGCAUUUAUUCUUUUGUUCUCAAUGGCUCUUUUAAGGCAGAAGACGAAGAAUGGAUCAUUUCACUAUGA